UAAUUUUCACUUAGGACGGAAGAACUUCCGUUUUAUAUGCUGCAUGGAAGGGUCACAUUCAUAUCGUCCGUCUUCUGAUAGAGGCAAAUGCUGACCUAAACCUACCAGAUAAGGAUGGUUUUACUCCACUCUAUGUUGCCUGUGAAGAUGGACACAAGCUAAUAGUUGACAUUCUGUUGAAGAAUGGAGCCAAUGUUAAUCUCACUAUGACAGUUGAUCCUCCUCAUCUCCUCUGGGGAUAGCUGCUGAAAAGGUCACACAGAGAUUGUGGAGAAACUGAUAUCAGCUGGAGCUGUCAUCAACUACCAGAACAAGGAUGGAGCAACUGCACUCUUGAUAGCCAGUCAAAAUGGACACCUGGAGGUAGUUAGACUUCUGCUGAUGUCUGGAGCUAAAGAUCUACCUUAUAAGGAUGGACGUACAGCCAUGAGUGUCGCAAGACAUCAGCAAAUAGUCAAACUUCUACAACAGUACAAAGUUUAAACUAAUCUCUAGCUAGCUACAUAACACUGUAGCUUAGUUCUAUACUACGUACACCAGAGAUCACCAAUUUUCAAACUUUUGUAGCAUUAAUAGUAAACUACUCUACUUCACACUGCGGCUCAGUUCAUUUCUAUAUUGCUUAUUCUCAUCUAUCACUUCAUUUUUACAGCUGUUUAGCAUAAACUUUUGUAUAAUUAUUUAUGUC
This is a messenger RNA of Geodia barretti, 688 nucleotides long. NCBI's taxonomy places the organism in Eukaryota, Metazoa, Porifera, Demospongiae, Tetractinellida, Geodiidae. The record is from the annotation of a GenBank genome assembly.